This is a messenger RNA of Saccostrea cuccullata (small rock oyster), 5328 nucleotides long. RefSeq lists its product as uncharacterized. Lineage: Eukaryota; Metazoa; Mollusca; Bivalvia; Ostreida; Ostreidae. Gene Ontology annotation, molecular function: protein tyrosine phosphatase activity. The record is from RefSeq and is a predicted model, not a curated record.
CUGAAUGAUUUGUGUGCAUUUGAAUGAAAUUUUUAAAUAUACGCACUCCCAGUUUAAUUUUUUCUGUAUAAGUUUUUGUGUGACAGUCAAACCACACAUAAUGUAAAUAAGCGAUUCCAUGUACCUUAAACCUGUGUUUAAAUAUCACACCAGUGACGUAACGAUAAUCGUGACCCAUUACCUUACGAAAAAAAGUCAACACAAAAACAUGUUUCCUGAUGUGAUUGGAAAUAACUAGCAUUUACCUGUUCUUUAAAUGAUUAUUAUACCGGUCAAGAUGAACCGCUAUGUGUAUGCGAUUUUGUUGAUUGUUUUAUUUGUGUUAUGUGAGGAAAUAUCAGAUAUUUACGGAAAAACAGUGCCGACCAUGCCAUCAAAACCAUUCAAACGAGGUUUAAGCAUAAUACCAGAACAUGCCGAAACGCUGAACAUAAAAUGCACAGAUUGCAUAUACAGAGAUAAAACUGAUAGUAAAAUUGGACAUUCAUCUGUGCAAACUAAACAUAAUGGAAGAAAGAAUCACCACAGGCGAAGAAAUCGUAGAAAAAACAAUAAAGGAAAACAUAGAAGAAGGAAUAACCUUAGCCCAAACCAUCAUUUGGCAAGUUCUGACAUGGCGGCCUCUAAACCAUCAGCUCAUCACAUGAUCUAUCCAUCCAAUCACCAACAAGAUUUUCCUCAGUUGCCAGCUGCAGUUGCACGAUUGGAGAGAAGAUUGCACCCAUCCCUGUCAGGAUCUAUCAGUAAAUUGAAACAGACACUUACAAAGAUUGUUCAAAAGAUGAAUCGAAAGUUGAAUGAGAUGAAGUUUGAACGUCGAGACUCUCAAGUAUCAGCUAAAAACAGCAUGAUGAAAGUCCGAGAGGAGUUACAACACAUCACACAGGAAAACAAUAGGGCAUAUGAUGCUAUUCUCGAUGUAUCCCAGCUGACCAGGAUGGUUUUACUGAAACAGUCACAACUUGGAGCCCCUGCUCCUUUCCAUCACGUGGAGAAACCCGCCUGGAUGAAGAAAACCCACUGGAACUAUGGACAAAUGGAUAUUGCCAAAAACGAAAGUUAUCUCGUGAACAGUACCUACUUAAAGAUCAUGAGGAUGAAAACCAAUUUUGUCCAACAAGAUGCCCGGAUGGUACAGCUAAACGACGCCAUGAAGGACGGUUUGUCCGAUCUAGAGCGAUUAAGAGAUCUUAAGAUGCAUGCUCGACGUGUCCUGAUGGAGCUUUAUGUCGGGAUAGAGAACAAGGUCAUCCAGAAGAAAGUAGACAGGUACAAGGACUUUGAGAAUAGUAUCAGAAGGUAUAUAAAUGAAUCACAGACUUUGGCGAAAUCUGCAUAUAUGGACCUUAGAUUUGCCCAGCGGAAUUUCAUGGAUAAUGUAGGUCUGAGUAAGAGUAUAAAACAGGGACGAGGAGGCAGCAAUCAGACUUCUGUAAUACAUGUAAAUACCAAAGGCCGUAAUACGGACGUUAGGACGCUGGUCAACAUGGCUUAUUCUAUGGCACGGAAUCUGCAGAAAUCUGAAGAACUACUUAACAGAACCAUAAUACCUGUACUGUUAAAAGCUAAAAACAUUACACAAGGAGAUGGAACAUUGCUUUUAAAGGUCGAGACGCAACAGAUUGGUGCAAGAUUAAAAUCUUAUGUAUUGAAAAUAGAUAGAGUGCUGGAUCAUCUCAGAAAAAUGCUGAGCGAUGAAGCCAUUAUUGAAGAGCGAUGUCAUAAUAUUCUUGCUUUGAAAGAAUAUGAUAAAAAGACGAGUGUUCUUGAUUGUACUGCAUAUAUUGAUGACAGCAAUGUUGAGAGCGGUAGUGGUUCUGGUGAGAUAGAUAUCAUUGAACCUGAUUCCUCCCCAAUACCCUCUGUUCUGCCUCAAAAGAAUGAUACCUCGGAAAAAGUGACGGUCUCGACAGAUGAUUUCAUUUUUAUUGAUGAUGAUAAUGUAACACUUAAGCCGUUAAAACCAGAAGCAACUACCCUUAGUCCGACGACCACUUCUUCAACUACUACUACAACUGAAAAAUCAGGAGGUUUCCUUUUUAAUUUCUUUGGAGGGAAAACAACGGCAUCUCCAACAACUACCACAACUACGUCUUUAUCAACUUCUCAACUGACUAGUACAACAAAGACUACCUCUACAGAAGUCACAACAUCAACCACAGUGAAGCCUAUGACCGCAAUUAUCACAAAGAAACCAUCAACAUCAACUUCAACUACCACCACUCCUACAACAACUACCACCACUCCCUCAACAACUACCACUACUUCUCCUUCAACCACAACCACAACUACCACUCCAUCAACCACAACUUCCACAACACCUUCAACAUCAACUACCACUUCCACAACUACUACCACUCCUUCAACCACAACUACCACCACUCCCACAACCACAACUUCCACAACACCUUCAACAACUACCACUUCAACAACUACUACCACUCCUACAACCACAUCUACCACUCCCAUGACCACAACUACCACCACUCCUUCAACCACAAAUACCACUCCUUUAACAACUACCACUACUCCUACAACCACAACAACAUCUUCAGCAACCACGAUAGCAACCAGUACAACACCGUCAACCUCAAUUCAUACAACCCCUAAAACCACACCAAUAUCGAAAACAACGACAUCCGUUUUGCUUGACAUAUCAGGAAGUGGUAGUGGUGAUGUUGAUGAUACAGAGCCUGAAGAAGAAUUGCAUCCGACAAAAUCACUACCAACAGCUACUGAACGUAUACUGAUUGAUGAAAAUGAUAAUGAAGGCAUUUUUAUUGAAAAACAUGACAAAGAGAUAAUCUCUACCACCACGGAAAUACCAACCACCACAAAAAAGAAAUCAUGGUGGGGCUGGCCAUUAGAUGAUCACGCUGGAUUUCCAAAUAGAUUUAGGGAUAAAUUGGCUCAAAGAACACACAUUUAUAAAUCAAAAGCUGUUGAUUUGUUUGAAAACUCAACAAGUCUUCGGAAUCGAAUAGCAGAGAUUAACCAGAGGAACACAGUUUUUGUUUUGCGAAAGAACAAUAUGGAAUUAUUCGUAUCCAAUUUAACAGAGGUCUCAAAUCUUUGGAAUGCGACCAAAGAUACUAUUCGAAAAUUUAAACCACGAAUUCAAAAAAUGUCUGAAGUAUUUCUAAGUAAAAUUGAAUUGAUUCUGAAUAAGUCCAAGGAAUUCGGUAAAAUUGCUAAAGAAAAACUAGCAGCGUUUGAGGGAGCUUCAGCCAUCUCGAAAAAUGACAAGUCCAGGAAGACUGCAGAGACUCUAACUGAUUUAUUGACAAAAGUGACAGAAAUUAAGAAAAACAGACAAGAAAUCAAUUCAAUUUUGACUACCCAUGCCGAUCCGUGUUUAAAAAUACAAAGAAGUACCGCAAAACUAAGGAAUAAUAUAGCAGAAUUAAGAAAAAAGAUACAGCGAGCAAAACGAAUUUCCAGUGCUAUGCCGGCCUCUUUAUCAAUGGACGGAAAAGACUCGUUAUCCUUGACUGUCACCUCCACUCCUCUUUACAAGUCACCAUUUUCUACGUUUGGAUUUUGUAUCAAACCAGAGAAGGGUUCCAUGGCUAUAGCCACUUUACAUAAUCCGUCAUCGACCAGUUGGGUUGUGGAACUCGAAGAACGAAAGCCAAAAAUAACUUUCUUUGGUUCAGAUGGACAGAAAACAGGACAGCUCAAGUCCCAGACAGAAGUGGAACUUGGAAAAUGGAUCGACUUGAAAAUUUUUAGGUUUGGUAGUUCCAUUCUGUUAAACAGCACAGAUUUGGAGACGUCUACAUACAAGUUAGAAGCCAAAGCGAUUCCAGGGCUUCCUGUGGUUAUUGAAUCACUGCAGUCAGCAACUGUAGGAUUUGCAGAGACUAAGGAUAAUUUUACCGGCUGUAUCGCAGAAGUUACCUUAAAUGAUGAGAGGAUGGGAUUACUUGCCUCGAGAAUAAAAAAGAAACACUGCACAAGCAAUUGUGUAAAUAAGAACAAUGCGGCAGCCAUGGUGUUUGAUGGCACCGGCUUCGUUAGAUUCUCAGUAGACAUGGUAUAUCCGCUUUAUCCAAUCAAAGAAAUGGGAUUCCACUAUAGGACGUACCAAGACAACGGCAUCUUAUUGCUUCUGAACGAUCGUUUACAGGCAUUGCAAGUUUUAGUAUCCAUCAUGGAAUGUAGAUUACACGUGGAGGCGCGGAUCAACAGGGGCACGACUGUCGUCCGUAGCACUUCUGUGGAGUAUUGUGAUGGAACGCAGAGAUUUGUAAAAUUAAUAUUUGGAGAAAAGAUACAAAUAAAGACGAGUAACCCGGAUGAGGUUUUUCUCCCAGAAUCCAGCACACAGGAAAUUACACCGUCAAUAGAUGACGGACUCUAUCUGGGAGGUCUAGGAUCGCAAAAUAAAAUGAUAUCCGGAAAAAAUAAGUUAAGAUCUAUCGUUGGUUGCAUCUCCAAUUUGCAAAUAGAUAACAAACACUUUCCUUUUUAUAUGGCUGAAAGCAGUAGAAAUGUACAUAUAGGAAACUGUGAUUAUAAUGCAUGGUUUAAGUGUGUUCGAUUUGAUGAUAAUAGUCAACCAAUUGUACUUGAGAAAGGAAGAGAUGCUAAGAUUGUGUCUUUUGCUGUCACUCGUGAUUCAAUGGGAAGAGUUCUCAACUAUAAAACCAAGCACUUUGAUGUAGAUAUCCUAGUGGAUGGUAAGGGUAUUGAAGUUGUUGACAAUAAAGAGGAAGAAAAUCAUGAACUUCCGUUUCCGCCUGACCACGACAAUCAUUGGUUGAUUCUGUCCAUAACCGAUAAAAAUAAAAGGGUAACCGUAAAUCUAAAUGGUAGUUCAGUGUAUGUUGGGUACAGUCUUGGCUGGUUCGUGGGUGGAAACACACACACGUCAGAUUAUACUGUGACUGUCGGAGCUUCAGGGGACGGAUCUCAAAGUUUUGUUGGUGGAGUAUCCCGCUUGAUAAUUGAUGACAGGGAGACCCCACUUGACGAUUUUAGAAAUUCCCAUCACCUGCAGAGCUGCAGACGACCAUUAGUAGAAUCUCUGGACGUUGCGGACAUGUCAGAAAAACCAGUCUGCUGACGAACUGUGUUAGUCAUGUGUUUACCGGUGUCUGUCAGGCGGCAAAAUCAGAUUACGCCACGACCAAAGUUCAACAUGUUUGUUCAAGGCCCUGACAUAUAUAUUUUUGUACUUCAAAACACCAUUUGUGUUUAUUAGUUUGCAUUUUAACUUCAAGUACGCCUAUCUUAUUUUUUUGUCAAAUUUCAGAGUAGACAUUCGAACAAGGGCAUUGGAAGUUAAUGUAAAGGUUGAGUAUUUGCAUGUAUAAAAACUCUACA